Messenger RNA from Anopheles maculipalpis, 1113 nucleotides. RefSeq lists its product as uncharacterized. The transcript is spliced from 2 exons. Lineage: Eukaryota; Metazoa; Arthropoda; Insecta; Diptera; Culicidae. The record is from RefSeq and is a predicted model, not a curated record. The coding region runs from base 1 to 1113 and encodes 370 amino acids.
AUGGCUAUGAAGCGGCUUGUGAUGUUGGAAGAUCUUCCAAGUGAAAGAAUUCGUUCCAAGGAAGAGGAACAAUGCGAGCGCAUCUACGAAGGAACAACAUACCAAAACGAGAAAGGCAGAUAUGUGGUUCAGCUGCCUAAACGUUCCGGUUGGCAGCAGCUCGGAGAUUCGAAAGAAACUGCAUUGAAGAGGUUUAUGGCCAUGGAACGUCGGAGAAGAUUGGACAGCAAGCUAGACCAUGCUUACAAGGCAUUUAUGAAGGAAUACCGAGAUCUCCAGCACAUGUCAUAUUUGGGUACGUAUGCAGAAAUCAAUACAAAUGACUCACCACUUUCUUAUUUUCUACCACAUCACGCGGUUUGGAAGGCGGACAGCACCACCACUAAAUGCAGAGUAGUAUUCGACGCAUCAUGUAAAACAUCUUCCGGUCGGUCUCUGAAUGAUGUGCUACUAACCGGCCCACAGCUACAAGACGACGUGGUAUCGAUACAGCUACGCUUCCGGAUGAAUCUCGUAGCGUUAGUGGCAGAUGUGGAGAAGAUGUAUCGCCAGAUACUGGUGGAGGAUAAUGAUAAGGCCUUGCAAAGGAUUCUGUGGCGCGAUGAUGCUAACGAGCCAAUAGCAGUGUACGAGUUAAACACGGUUACAUAUGGCACGGCCUGUGCCCCGUUUCUGGCGAUCAAAACCCUCCAGCGAAUCUUCGAUGAUCAUGGUAGCGCGUACCCAAAGGCACUGACAUCCAAGGCAGAUUUCUACGUAGACGAUUUGCUGUCCGGAGCAACGACUAUUCGGGAGGCACAAGAAAUGGCCCGACAGCUGAAUAAGCUGCUUACCUACGGAGGUUUUAGCUUGAGAAAAUGGGCAUCUAAUCAUCCAGAGGCAUUGAUAGAUAUUCCGGAAGAGCAGAGAGCAACAAAUACACAGUUUGAAUUGGCGGCUGAGGUCAAAACUAUUUCAACGCUUGGAUUACUUUGGACACCACAGACGGACAUGUUACAAGUCCAGCCACAAGGUGAGGAGCAGCUGAACGGGAACGGGUACCGCUACAUCAAUCACUAUCACAACAGCAACAACAAUCACGAACCUAACAAUCAAACGUCCGGUCACGGCUGA